CAAAGGUAGCCUUAAAAGCUGACUGUACUGUACCUUUAAGGCUAUUACAGUAGUGUUGUUAAUCUGCCAGAGCAAGCAGUAGUGCUGGUUAGCUACUUUGAUUGGCAGACUCGCUAGCCCCCACGGUUGUGACAUCAGAAGAGUAAUAACAAGGGUGCAUCACACCAAAAGAGUUGCUCUGCAUGAAACUAUUCUAAUUCACAGAGUACAGGAGCGGUAGUAGCAGUAAAAGCCAGAGGGCACAAGCAACUUUUACUUAGUGGCUCAGCGCGAACUUCGGCAAAGAACUUACUGGUGUUUUAUUGUGUGAUCACGAAAGUUAAAGUGAACUUUUGGUGUUCGGUAGAAAAGAAAAGUUUUUCUUUUUUUAUUUUGUUGUCGUUCUCUACAGUAUAUGCUUGAUUUACAGGAGCUCACCGCUUAAACUAUGUGGAAGAAGUGGCAGACUGCACUUCCCAGUUCUCGUGUUUUAAGCCCAAUAGCCAUAGAGAAUAAACUCUGGAAUAAUAUUAAGUGAUGUGGAAAGAACAGGGCGCGAGCAGAAACCCACGGUCAAACACUAGCGCCCGUCGGCGCAGGUACCCUUCAGCGCUCGCCGGUCACCGGGCAGCAAUAGCUCCCUGUGGAGGAGGGCACUUCCCACGAGCUUGGGACCGUGGGGGGAGUUGUUGUUCGACCUCUCUUCCACAAGUCGUCUGAAAGAAGUCAACCGGCUUGCUGAAUUGGUGUUAACAUAUAUUCGUGCUGCUUCUGUGAGGUGGCGGCCGAGUCUCUUAAGGAUUGGGAAACACCUUGGCUGUGAAGUUUUACAGUAACCUGUGAGAGACGGGAAAAGUGACUUCUAAUAGAACACUCUGGUUUGAGAACUCGGGCGGGGGCUGCUGGUAACUUUACUUUACUUUGAAAUAACUACUUGUAUCUCAGUUGCGCAGUUUGUCUUCAUUCCUAUUGUUCUCCCAUGUGGACUUUUCUCCAAUGGACGUGUCAGUGUGUGCUUCCUAGAAGAACUGCUGUUUCUUAAAGUCUGAUCAUGGUAUCCAGUGCACCCUCCCUCUUGCUGCUGUGUGUCUAUCAGGUCAUUUUGGAGGGCUGUGUUGGCCUUAUACCUGAGGUUGGGCGCAGAAGGUUUGCAGAGUCAGGCCGCACAAGUCCUCAGCAGACCGAGGAGAUCUUAAGUGAGUUUGAGCAGAGGCUGCUUCACAUGUUUGGCUUGAAGAAAAGACCAAACCCAAGUAAGAAUGCAGUUGUGCCCCAGUACAUGAUGGAACUUUACCGUUUGCACUCUGGCGAAGGGAGUAACCUAGCCUUUGACCAGCAGCUUGAGCAAUCUGCUAGCAGAGCUAACACCAUCAGAGGAUUUCAUCAUGAAGAAUAUAUGGAAGAGCUUCCUGAAGCAAGUGAUAAAACAGGAGUCCACGUUUUCUUUAAUUUAACCUCAGUCCUUGAUGAAGACUUUGUCACAUCAGCACAACUUCGCAUCUUUCGGGAAAAGAUUGAGGAUGCUGUUUCAAGUAAUACUAGCAGUCAGCACCGAAUUAAUAUUUAUGAAGUUUUAAGACUGGCUGAUUCCAGUUCUGUCGACUCUAUUACACGGCUGUUGGAUACGCGGCUGGUGCAUCAAAAUGAAACUAAAUGGGAAAGUUUUGAUGUGACACCAGCUGUUACUAGAUGGAUAAAGCAUGGGCAUACCAACCGUGGACUUCUUGUUGAGGUGGUUCAUGUGAACAAUGACAAAAGUGUUUCCAAGGCACAUGUUAGGAUUAAGAGAUCCUUGCACAGAGAUGACAAAAGUUGGCCUCAUGUGAGGCCAUUAUUAGUAACUUUUAGCCAUGAUGGCAAAGGACUUCCUCUCCAUAAAAGACAAAAACGCCAGUCAAAAGUGAAGCCAAGGAGAAAGACCAAAGCCAAUUGCAGAAGGCAUCCUUUGUAUGUAGACUUCAGUGAUGUUGGUUGGAAUGAUUGGAUUGUUGCUCCACCAGGCUAUCAUGCAUUUUACUGCCAUGGGGAAUGCCCGUUUCCUUUGGCAGACCAUUUAAACUCAACAAAUCAUGCCAUUGUCCAGACUUUGGUUAAUUCGGUCAAUUCAAACAUUCCUAAGGCAUGCUGUGUGCCGACAGAACUCAGCGCUAUUUCAAUGCUAUACCUUGAUGAAUAUGAUAAGGUUGUUCUAAAAAACUAUCAAGACAUGGUUGUGGAAGGCUGUGGCUGCCGUUGAGGCACUAUUGUAUCAAAGGAGAACAGACUGACACUUUAUUUCUCAAUGAAGACUUUAUUUAUAUAUGACAUUUGAAAAAAAGAACAGCUAUUUUGAGAAAAAAAUAUUAUAUAUAUUUAUGUCUGCUAGAAUAAGAUUGAAAAAUAAAUAUUUUAAUCAGAGAGUUAUUCCUUUUAAUUUGUUUAAAUAUAUUGUUGUACAUUUUGUAUGGGGUUAUGGCCCAGCACAUGAAGUAUAAUGCUGAGAUUUGUAUUUUGUAUUUAUUUACUAUCAUAACCACUUUUAGAAAUAUAGUAAAUUUGUAUUUAUGUUGUAAUCUGAAAUAUAGGUGUAUGUAAAUAUUUUCUUAGGUUAUGAUCAAGUGUAUUUAAGGUGAAUACUAUACAUUACAAAGUUACUAUGGCAACUAUGCUUAGGGCAUUUGCUUUCUGCCAGUCUGCUGUUACAGUCUUCAGUACUUUCGAGACAAACUGGUACUAAUACUAUUUUAAAGGCUAUUUAUUGUGUGCUGCUUGCUGCAGUGUGGGCAACCCUUUUUAUAAUGACUAGUGUCUUAUUAGAUCAUGUCCAGAUAUUUCACUAGAAUUAAGCUUGAAUUACCUGUUUUUCCUUUUUUUUUUAAAUGGUCCACAAUAGGAGCUAGAAAGGUACUCUAGUAUAAACUCUCUUCGACUUCCCUUUUUCUGCCUCAUGCCAAGUCAGUAAUAACAGCAUAAAUCCUCCUUCCUGUCCUUCGCCUUUGUGAAAUGUAUGGAAACUACCAUUAUUUUGUGUACACUGUAUAUUGUUACUCUAUUUAAAAAAAAACUUGUGUAUUUAUUUUUAAUACUGAAUAAUGACAAGAUGCUAUGCUACCUAAAUAGGGACUUGUGCUUUGGCAGAUCUUUUCUUUCUUUAGUCUGCUCUGCGUGGAGUGAGAGGAAUUGUAACAUGUCUUCAGUUAAUUUUUCACAUGGUCAGAAUCCUAGCAAGUAGUGUGGUACUGAUGGUUUAAAGGAAAGUGUCUUGUUCCCUCUCAAGCAUCCUGUCAGCCAUUUAAUUGGAGGUAAGGUAAGCUGAGAUGAAGAUAUGUUUUAGUUGCUACAAAGUCAUAUUAUGGCAGUGUUCAUUUAACUGGGCACUGUUAACACGGGGUUUAUUUGCCUCGUAGUUAAGUGGUGUAAGCCAUAGCUUAUAUGUGAAUAAGAUACCAUUAAAUUAUGUUAGAUGCUUUGCUUAAAAAAACAAAAACAAAACUCCUAACAUACUGCAAUAUGUUAUAUCAGUGUAGUAACAUAUUUAUCUUUCCAGGUGCACACUGUAAUCCUUCUGUUCAAAAGUUGUUCACUUUUUUUAACACCACUGAAAAAUUCUUCUAGAGUGAUUCGAGUUUGAUUUUUGUGGGUUUCAGAAUGGCAUCCUAGUAUGUUCCCUGAUUUAUUUCUUUUAAAGCACUGUUAAUGUUUUUAUGACCUCAUAUGACUGAGCUUUUUAUUUUCCUUGGCAAAGUAAAACAUCUGUGAUCCUCUUAUGAUUGUAUCCCUUAUUUCCUCAUUUAUGUAUAAAAAUAUUUGUUUUGAGUUGACCUGCUUCACUUGUAUUGACAUUUACGUUUCUAUCUUGAUUUCAUUAUCUGCCAUCAGUAUCAUUUUAAAUUUGUGCCUGCUGUUUAAAGCCAAUGUUUCACAUUGUAAUAUUGAAUGCCUGUGCAGAGUAAACAGAAAUACAAAAGUAAAAACAAA
Protopterus annectens (West African lungfish) is the source of this 3936-nucleotide messenger RNA. It is a transcript of the gene BMP2, whose product is annotated as bone morphogenetic protein 2. The coding region runs from base 1031 to 2215 and encodes 394 amino acids. Gene Ontology annotation, molecular function: growth factor activity; BMP receptor binding; cytokine activity. NCBI's taxonomy places the organism in Eukaryota, Metazoa, Chordata, Ceratodontiformes, Protopteridae. The record is from RefSeq and is a predicted model, not a curated record. Gene Ontology annotation, biological process: SMAD protein signal transduction; negative regulation of transcription by RNA polymerase II; BMP signaling pathway. Gene Ontology annotation, cellular component: extracellular region. The transcript is spliced from 3 exons.